UGAGGAUUAGCGGUCAGCCAGUCUCGAGAGAUAUUUCGAGAUAUUUCGAUAUAAAACAACUUCACCUUUCUUUCAUCUUAAGGACUCACCAGAUAACACUUCAAUGAAUAACAAGCUCCAGAAAAUCCGAGAGAUGGCGUUGCAAAAAAAAAUCCAACUAUUCUUAUUAUGUUUGUAGCCGCCAGCUUCCCGGUUAAUUACCAGGAGAUCGCAAAUUGAUAGCAGUAAAACUGUCAUUCGGUUUCAAUAACACCCAGAGUCAUUUCUAUCACUCUUAUAGACGAAAUGUCAGUGCCAGGAGCUCAUCUGGUUGAGCAUGGGGUUGUUGGGAAGGAUCACGUGUUCGAGGUGCCAACGAAGGCGAUCAAAACCCCAGAGGAUAUGGCGACGUGGGAAAAAUCAGAAGCCUAUAAUGAAUACUUGGGGUUCAUAUUGGCUCUGAAUGAGGCUGUCCAGGGGAAAGCUGCCAACUCAGAGUAUCCAGCAUCUCAAACAGUUUUAAACACAAUUGUUAUGUUGGAUAAUUUCGAUCAAUGGCUGACAGAAAUUCCACCGACAGAUCAGCCCCAGAGAUUUGGGAAUAAAUCGUUUCGUGACUGGCAUGCACGACUCCUAGAGAGGAGUGCAGAUGAACUGAAAAAAGUAUUACCCGAGGAUUUGCACAGAUCAGUUCCUGAACUGAGUCAAUAUCUCUGUGAAGGAUUCGGAAAUGCAACGAGAAUCGACUAUGGCACAGGUCAUGAGAUGGCCUUCAUCAUGUUUCUGUGUUGUCUGUUUAAAAUAGGAGCUUAUCAGUCUGAUGAUAAAGUUGCUGCUGUCAAUAAGGUUUUCAACAGAUACAUGGAAUUGAUAAGACGACUGCAGCUGGUGUACAGAAUGGAACCAGCAGGCAGUCACGGUGUGUGGAGUCUCGAUGAUUAUCAAUUUGUCCCUUUCGUCUGGGGAAGUGCCCAGCUGAUUGGGCAUCCUAGGAUUGAGCCCCGUCAUUUCGUAGAUCCAGGGAUAGUCGAAGCAUACAGCAAACAUUAUUUAUUCUUGUCAUCCAUUGAGUUCAUCUCGAAGGUGAAAAUUGGCCCAUUCGCUGAGCAUUCCAAUCAAUUAUGGAAUGUAAGUGCUGUUCAGUCCUGGUCGAGAGUCAAUGCAGGUCUCAUAAGAAUGUAUAAAGCAGAGGUUUUAUUGAAAUUCCCGGUGAUUCAGCACGUACUAUUCGGCUCUCUGUUCACUCUCAAGCCAGCCCCAACAGGUCCAAUGUACAAAGGCGCCUGUCUCGUACCACCAGGACCGGCCCAGGCGCCUAAAUAAUUAUCCCAUCGUGUGAUUAUAAUUGCGAUAGUAGAUAAGUCAAGAGAAAUGCCUCACAAUGAGAUUUAUCGAAAUAAAUAUAUUUUCCCGGUCAUUCCGUGCACAUUA
Molecule: messenger RNA, 1410 nt
Organism: Diachasma alloeum
Lineage: Eukaryota; Metazoa; Arthropoda; Insecta; Hymenoptera; Braconidae
Gene: Ptpa
Product: serine/threonine-protein phosphatase 2A activator
Exons: 9
Coding region: 286-1302 (338 amino acids)
Biological process (GO): mitotic spindle organization
Cellular component (GO): cytoplasm; protein phosphatase type 2A complex; nucleus
Molecular function (GO): protein tyrosine phosphatase activator activity; peptidyl-prolyl cis-trans isomerase activity
Source: RefSeq, a predicted model, not a curated record